This is a messenger RNA of Vitis riparia (riverbank grape), 642 nucleotides long. Its product is annotated as small RNA-binding protein 11, chloroplastic. Bases 116 to 454 code for a protein of 112 amino acids. The record is from RefSeq and is a predicted model, not a curated record. Lineage: Eukaryota; Viridiplantae; Streptophyta; Magnoliopsida; Vitales; Vitaceae. The transcript has 4 exons. Gene Ontology annotation, molecular function: RNA binding.
GAUUGAAGACAAGGGUUUAAGGGUUGAGGGGUUUAAGGAUAUUUAAGAAAGAGAGGGCUUGAAACCCAGAAUUUUACACAAAUUUUUUACAGUCUUGCGGCUCCGUCCAUCUCUCAUGAUGGCGUCAUUUAGGGGAAUCAGCAAUACCUUCCUCAGAUUCUCUUCCCUAAAUCCUUACCUUCUCUCCUCACAACUCAUCUUCUGCAGAGGAAUCGCUUCUACGCUCUUCGUUAAAGGUAUAUCCUUCUCAACCACAGAAAAGACUCUAGCAGAAGCAUUUUCACAAUUUGGUGAAGUCGUUGAAGCUAAAAUAAUUAUGGACAAACGUAAGCUCAGACCAAAAGGUUUUGCCUAUGUGACCUUCACUAGAGAGGAUGAAGCUGAAAAGGCCUUGACAGAAAUGAAUGGGAAGGUGGUGGAUGGACGAACGGUUUUGGUGGACUAUGCAAUGUGAUGAGGGUAUGCCAAUAGCAAGGGGGCCUCCUGAACCAGCAAGUAACAAUUGAUCUAAACUAUUUAUUCCUUUUAUAUAAAUAUGGUAUAUCAUCUGUUGAUAUACGGUAGCAAGAAUUGAGAAUUGAGUGUAUAUAAUGUUAUUAGGGAAAUGAAAUGGUUCCAUUGUUUUUUUUUUCUAUCACCAAA